CACAAUUAUGGGCUAGAUGGGCGUAUCAGUCCAAUCCAACAGCAACGCCCAACUGCCAUGUGGUAAAAGCCAUGAAGAUAGCCUAAUUUCAUGAUGCCUGCUCCUCUUCCACGAUGUUUCUUUGACAUAGCUAUCAAUGGAGUGGCAACUGGGCGGGUUGUGUUUGAGUUAUAUAGUAAUGUGGUUCCCAAGACAACGGAGAACUUCCGGUGUCUGUGUACGGGUGAGAGGGGGGAGGGCAAGAGCACGUUCAAGCCACUACACUACAAGGGCACACCCAUCCACCGUAUAGUGAAGGGAUUCAUUGUACAGGGAGGAGACUUCAGCUGCGGUGAUGGAACGGGUGGGGAGUCCAUCUAUGGUGGCAUGUUCAAGGAUGAGGCGUUCCAGCACAAACACGAGAAACCAUUCCUCCUCUCAAUGGCCAACAAGGGACCAAACACCAACGGAUCUCAGUUCUUCAUGUGA
Molecule: messenger RNA, 468 nt
Organism: Halichondria panicea
Lineage: Eukaryota; Metazoa; Porifera; Demospongiae; Suberitida; Halichondriidae
Product: peptidyl-prolyl cis-trans isomerase 7-like
Exons: 3
Coding region: 91-468 (125 amino acids)
Biological process (GO): protein peptidyl-prolyl isomerization
Cellular component (GO): intracellular membrane-bounded organelle
Molecular function (GO): peptidyl-prolyl cis-trans isomerase activity
Source: RefSeq, a predicted model, not a curated record